This is a messenger RNA of Morus notabilis, 1626 nucleotides long. RefSeq names its product QWRF motif-containing protein 3. Gene Ontology annotation, biological process: spindle assembly; centrosome cycle. Gene Ontology annotation, molecular function: microtubule binding. The transcript has 7 exons. The coding region runs from base 1 to 1626 and encodes 541 amino acids. NCBI's taxonomy places the organism in Eukaryota, Viridiplantae, Streptophyta, Magnoliopsida, Rosales, Moraceae. Gene Ontology annotation, cellular component: centrosome; nuclear microtubule; cytoplasm. The record is from RefSeq and is a predicted model, not a curated record.
AUGAAGAAGAACAAGGAAAGUGAAUUACCUGUCGUUUUGGACCAAUCUAUGAAGCCAAGGUCUCGAAAGCCGAAAUAUCGUGAAGUAAGCUCGCGUUAUAUCUCCCCUUCUUCUUCUCCCACCAACUCGAUCGAUAUCGGAAACCCACCUCCGAUUCAGGCCCUUUCGCCGGUCCGGCGAAAACCCGAUUCUCGAAAAAACCGGCCGGGCCAGCUCGACGACCCGGCCUCUCUGCGCGGACUUUGGCCUUCGUCGUCGUUGUCAUCUUCGGCCUCAAAGUUCGACACUUUGGCCGAUCACCUCGGAAACGACAGGCUAAAUGACCUUCUCGAGCGCAAAAGCUCUGUUUCUCUCGAUAUACAGGGGAGCUCCAGAGAGUCUAUUAACAGAAACGAAAACGACAAAGAUUUCACCGGUACGAAGGAAAAUCACAGGCCGAUUAUCGGAGGCUCGAUGAGGUACACGGGAACUUCACGGUUUUCCGGGAAAUCUUCGUCUUUGUCGUUUGCGAGUAAGGUUUUCAAUAGCUCGGAAAUGGCUCCCGGGAGAUUAUCCGUGGAUGAAAAUUCUCUGUUUCAGAAACCGAGAAGAAUGUCGGAAAUUUUCACGGGGAAUGCGGAAUCGGGAUCGGAGCUAAGCGACGCCGUUUCCUCGACGUAUUCGAGAGUGAAAAAUAAAUCAGGCAUUGAAGUUUCUUCGAAGUACAUGAACGACAUAGGAAGACAGCAGAGACGAGGGACUUCGGAUUCGAACUUAUCGGAUAAUUCUCCGAGGUUUGGAAAUUUCACAUUUCAGAAAGCCAUCAAGAGGGCCAAUUCACUGACGGGGUACGGCAGUUCAAAGUCCCAAUGGGCGUUGUCGCCCGGGAGGUCGGAUUCGCCGCCGUUAUCGGUGGAGAAUAAAGGAAAACCGAUGUCGUUUUCGAGUUUGAGACCGCCUGAUAGUUCCUCGAAAACGAAAGGCGUGGAGAAAUUUGCUUCGGAGUCCGUUCAUCAACUCCGAAUGCUUCACGGCAGAUUGAUUGACUGGCGUUUUGCAAAUGCUAAAGCUGAUUCUGUAAAUGCCAACUUAGCUAAUCAUGCAGAGGGCAAAUUGAUAUGUGCUUGGGAUGGUCUUACAAAAUUACAACAUUCUGUGGUACAAAAAAAGCUGCAGCUUCAGAGGGAGAAGCUUGAGAUAAAACUGAACUCUGUACUUCAAUCUCAAUUUAAGCUAUUGGAAGUGUGGGGAGAUAUGGGGAGGCAACACUUAGCCGCAGUUUCCAUGACUAAAGAAUCUUUACAUUCUGUCAUCUGUAAAGCACCCUUAGUAGAAGGGGCAAAGAUCGAUGUUCAGUCGGCGUCGGUUGCACUCCGGCAUGCUUUAGAUUUCAUGUCUUCCAUUAAAUCAAUGUUGACAACUUUUUCACCCUUGACUGAGGAGACUGUUUCACUAAUCUCAGAAUUAGCCGAGGUAGUUGUUCGAGAAAAGUUGCUUCUAGAGGAGUGCAUUGAACUUCUUAAGACCAUAUUCAAUUUAGAGGUUGAGGAAAGGAGUUUGCGGUGUAGUAUUUUGCAGAUGAAGUCUUUACAACAACAAAAGCAUAAAGUGGACGAGAAGGAUAAGAAAUCUGUUCACGAUCUUUGA